GAUUGCAUCUUUCCUGCUGAGCCUCUGCUGACGCUAAUGAAGCAGAUUGCUGGAAAGUUGCAUCGGGCGUGGAAGUGGGCCUGUGACGCUUUCAGCCUCGCCUCUGGUGCUCAUGCAGUUCGGGCCUUCCCCAACAGCCACUUGGUGGGGGCUGUGCCAGCAUCCUGGGCCGCGCCGAAGGAGGUCUCUGCAAUGGAAGAGUUGCGCCAAGCAGUGCGGGACGAGGACUGGCCUCGCAACUUCGAGGAAGGCCUCACAAAGAUCCAGAUGCGCGCGGAGUGGUCUGCCAGUGAGGACCGCUGCGCUUUGUUGAAGUGGCUGGUGAAGUCCACCCAGGCCAAGCGAGUCUUGGAGAUUGGCAGCUUCUGCGGAGUAGGCACCUUGGCUCUUGCAGAAUCUAUGCCAGAAGAUGGAGAGCUCUUUUCCUUGGAGUUGGACCCCUUUGUGGUGAAUUUUGGGCGACGCUUUGGUGGCCCUGCACUGACGCGUGCAAAGACCAUUUUGGGCCAAGCUGCAGACUCGUUGCAACAGUUGGCACAUGAGGGUAAGGAGUUUGAUUUGGUGAUUGUGGAUGCCGACAAGGAAGGUAUGUGUGACUACUUCGAGUUGCUUUGGAAGAUGUCACUGGUGAGCCCUCGCGCAGUAGUUGCCGUGGAUAUGACUCCAUUCAAGGGUCAACCGCCCCUGCGCUUUCUGAAAUUCGGAUUUCCUUAUCGCUGCGAGACCAGCUCUGGUGAGAAGCAAAUCAAUGAGCUGAGAACUCAUGUGCAGAAAUCUUCCGACUUCACCUCGCAUGAAUUUGGUGGUUUGCUGAUCGUCCAAAAGAUGACAUCAACCGACUGCGAGUGCGUGAAUUGCCACUAG
This is a messenger RNA of Durusdinium trenchii, 864 nucleotides long. Lineage: Eukaryota; Dinophyceae; Suessiales; Symbiodiniaceae. The record is from the annotation of a GenBank genome assembly.